Messenger RNA from Aphanomyces astaci, 570 nucleotides. RefSeq lists its product as hypothetical. The transcript is spliced from 3 exons. Lineage: Eukaryota; Oomycota; Saprolegniomycetes; Saprolegniales; Verrucalvaceae. The record is from RefSeq and is a predicted model, not a curated record. Bases 1 to 570 code for a protein of 189 amino acids.
AUGACGGCCAAGCACAUUGUUAUCAUUGCGGUCGUUCUUGCUGCCGUCCAAAUCGCCGUCGUAACCCACGCUCCCAAGCCUCCAUCAACAAGGUUUGCGCUGCGAACCGACACUUGGAAACGUGUACAAUCCUCCGCCGAGUACUAUGGCUGGUACGUUCGCAACCUCCGCUGCAGCAAGGCAACGUUUGACAGCAUCGUCGAGCGGAUUAUUCCGAUGGGAACAUUCUUUCUCGCGGAUGCAGGAUACAAAUUGUUCCAGCACAUGAUGACGCCGUUUGAGAUUCGACACGGGAUGCCCCAAGACGAAGCACACUAUAAUUACAUUCACAGCCGCACGAGGACCCUAGUCGAAAGGGCCUUUGGCCUUUGGAAGAACAAGUUCCGAAUGUUCAAGAGUCCCCUGGACCAUCACACACCCCAAGAGAUGGCACGCCUAAUCGAGACCAACAUGAUCCUCCACAAUUGGAUUAUCGACUUGGAGCCAACGUUUUGCGAUGAAGACAAUCCGUCGAAGAACUUCAGCACCAAGCUGAGUGGAUGCACAUUGGUGGUGACAUCACUCGAUUGA